Messenger RNA from Macrosiphum euphorbiae (potato aphid), 363 nucleotides. NCBI's taxonomy places the organism in Eukaryota, Metazoa, Arthropoda, Insecta, Hemiptera, Aphididae. The record is from the annotation of a GenBank genome assembly.
AUGAACUACAACGUGGUUCAUGGUAAAGCUACCAACAACUCGGAAUUGUACAAGAUCGAGAUCCUUCUCAACUCAAACAUUUUUGUUGAAAAACCACAUUUACCAAGAAGCCCGCGACAGUAUGUAUGCCAGUAUUACGGACAUACUCGAAAAUACUGCUACCAUGACCCACAAUGUGUAAGAUGUGAGGAAAACCACUUCUCAAAUUCCUGUACCAAGUCACUCGACUCUCCAGCCAGAUGUCCUCUAUGCAAUAGUAGCCUCACACAGCCAUCUGAAAAGGUUGCCACAACUUUAAAAUACUUAAACGUUUUAAUUCUCCAAUUAGGCGAGAUCCUCUUAUACCUACUCCUGUACCUAUAA